Fusarium sp. VM40 is the source of this 1725-nucleotide messenger RNA. Lineage: Eukaryota; Fungi; Ascomycota; Sordariomycetes; Hypocreales; Nectriaceae. The record is from the annotation of a GenBank genome assembly.
AUGGGUUGCUGCUGGGGUAACCGAAAGAAGCAGGUCGUGGGACUUGCUGAUCAAAAAUGGGAGUACAUCAAUCUUUGCGAUUUCAAAAGCAGAGGAUGUGGCACUGUCCUAGCUUAUAUCUAUCUCUGGCUCAUGCUUCUUGUUUCAGUUGCUGUCUACGUCGUCGACAGCUUCACUGCUGUCAAUCUGCUUGUCUUUGAUAAAUGGUCUUCAAAGAUUGAUCCUGCCAUCUCCUUCGACGUGACGAAAUGGAUCUUCUCUAUUUGCAUCAUCCUCUCAUUUAUCAACUUAGCUUAUGAGGGCAUCCGUGCCUUUCGAGUUAUCAGACGGGGUAAUGUUGCGGAAUCCUAUCUUGAUAGCUUGGCCGUUCGAUGGGAAUCAGUUCGCCUUGGUUCUCAAGGUUGGAAAAGGUUCCUCGUUUUUGCAGAGCUUACCAAAAGCAAAGAGGGCGCACAAUACAUUGCCCUCUUCACGUACUUUAAUUUCCAAGCUUGGAUCCGUGUAAUUGUCUGCUCUGGACCCCGUCAAGUUCUCAACGCCUUUACUCUCAAGUCAGUUUAUGAGGCCAAACUCACCCCUACUGCCGAUAAUGUUGGCGAGUCUAUCGCCGGUUUCUUCGAAAACAUCAAGAUCCUCGCCGAGGAAGAUUAUCAACAAGCCCUGGUUCUUUCCGGCAUGUGCUUUACUUGCGUAAUUUGGAUCUUCUCCGCCCUUUUCCUUCUGGCUGCUGUCCUUUUCUGGCUCCUCUUUCUUGUCCAUUGGAUUCCUGCUGCCGAUGGUGGUCUUUCUGGAUACUGCGAGCGAAAGGUCACCAAAGCCUUGAUGAAGAUUGUCACCAAGACAGUCAACAAAGCGUUGGCCAGAGAAGAAACCAACCGAAUGAGAGCCGAAGUAAAGGCCGCCAAAAAGAAUGGCGAGAAGCUUAACCCUGAACGAAUGGCGACUCUACCAACCUUGCCGAAUGUCGGCCUAGUUAGCAAGAUGGACCAACCGCCAAUGCUCAACCGCAACGACACUAUGAUGACACUGCCACCUUAUACAUCACGACCAGGAACCCCAGGCGGUAUGGAAAACGGCCCACCCGCACCAGAACCGCCCGUGCCAUCGAGACGAGGAACUACGGCAUCCGUCGCCAGCUACGCUUCUCGGGUGACAGCUAAAUCUGGAGGAGGCUAUGGCCGAAUUGCAUCUCCAGUGCCUGAAGUACCUCCAAUGAGCUACGAACAACAUCUUCAGUCUCGAUCUGCCACAGACCCGCACGGAAACUAUGGUCACUAUCCAGCAAACCAAACAAUGAUGAAUCCAAUGUCAUCCCUGCCAGGACGUUACACAGAAAGCCCUGCUCCUAUGUAUCCCAAUACUGGCUCGUUCUUUGCCCCUCCAUCCCGUGCGCCCAGUACUCGUCCAAUGGACACUUACUCACAAAACGUGAACACAUACGCGCCGACAGAAGUAUCUUAUUCGGGGUCGAGAGAAUACCAGGCUUUUAACCCACCUGGUCGUACGAAUACAGCAUCAUCUGUAAACUCUUACCAAAGCAGAGCCCCAAUGCAACGACCGUUCCCUAUUCCGGUACGCAGUGCUACAGGUCCAAUGCCUUCUCGGGAACCUCCCCCAAGGAGCCUGACCGGCUCGAUACCACCGCGAGCUGCAACUGCAAGGCCAGAAAGGGCUUCUCCCUACAACUAUGAUGUAGAGUCGCAACAGGGGAGGAAUCGUUGGUAA